Messenger RNA from Cuscuta epithymum, 1886 nucleotides. The record is from the annotation of a GenBank genome assembly. Lineage: Eukaryota; Viridiplantae; Streptophyta; Magnoliopsida; Solanales; Convolvulaceae.
UUUGGCCUUUCACUUAUUUGUCAAGCUGCCACCUGGCUCCUUCCAAGCUCCCAGUUUGGUAUAUAUAUACACUAUCCUCGGUUCUUCCAUCAAGCUUCCACAAACUCCAAAGGUUGAUACUUCCUCUGUCCGGAUCCCAGUUUUUCUUCCUUGUCUGAAAUGGCUACCGCUACUCUUAGUCACGCCGAUGCUGAGAAGCUUUCGAAUCUAAAGUCCUCCGUCGCCAGCCUCAACCAGAUCAGUGAAAAUGAGAAAUCUGGAUUUAUUAACCUCGUUUCCCGCUAUUUAAGCGGUGAGGCCCAAUUUAUUGAGUGGAGCAAGAUCCGAGCUCCAACUGAUGAGGUGGUGGUUCCAUAUGACAAUUUAGCACCUCUCUCUGAAGAUCCAACAGAAAUCAAGAAGCUAUUAGACAAGCUUGUUGUUCUUAAGCUUAAUGGAGGAUUGGGAACAACAAUGGGAUGCACUGGUCCAAAGUCAGUUAUUGAAGUCCGUAAUGGCUUGACAUUCCUGGACUUAAUUGUCCAGCAAAUUGAGAGCCUCAAUGUCAAGUAUGGAUGCAAGGUGCCCCUGCUUCUGAUGAAUUCAUUCAAUACUCAUGAUGAUACACAGAAGAUUAUUGAAAAAUAUGCAAAUUCCAACAUAGAGAUUCACACUUUCAACCAGAGCCAGUAUCCUCGCCUUGUUGUUGAAGACUUUGCACCACUUCCAUGCAAAGGCAAUACUGGAAAGGAUGGAUGGUACCCACCAGGCCAUGGAGAUGUUUUCCCAGCUUUAAUGAACAGUGGAAAACUUGAUCUUCUAUUGUCACAGGGCAAGGAGUAUGUCUUUGUUGCCAAUUCAGAUAACUUGGGCGCCGUUGUUGAUCUAAAAAUUCUAAACCAUUUGAUCCAAAACAAGAAUCAGUAUUGCAUGGAGGUGACACCAAAAACAUUGGCUGACGUCAAAGGUGGCACCCUAAUUUCUUAUGAAGGAAAAGUGCAGCUUCUGGAAAUAGCUCAGGUCCCUGAUCAACAUGUUAAUGAAUUCAAGUCUAUAGAAAAGUUCAAAAUCUUCAACACUAACAACUUGUGGGUGAAUCUGAAUGCAAUUAAAAGACUCGUUGAAGCGGAUGCACUACAGAUGGAGAUCAUUCCCAACCCUAAGGAAGUUGAUGGGGUUAAAGUUCUUCAACUUGAAACUGCUGCUGGUGCUGCAAUUAAGUUCUUUGAUCGUGCUAUCGGUGUGAACGUCCCACGGUCCCGCUUCCUUCCAGUAAAAGCAACCUCUGAUUUACUCCUCGUCCAGUCCGAUCUUUACACCUUGACCAAUGAUGGCUAUGUUAUUCGAAAUCCUGCCCGUGUUAAUCCUUGCAACCCUUCUAUUGAAUUAGGACCCGAGUUCAAGAAGGUUGGUAACUUUUUGGCUCGUUUUAAGGCCAUUCCGAGUAUUGUAGAACUGGAUAGCUUAAAGGUGGCAGGGGAUGUAUGGUUUGGAGCUGACAUUACCUUGAAGGGGAAGGUGACGAUCACUGCAAAAUCUGGUAAGUUAGAAAUUCCAGAUGGGGAUGUCAUUGCAGACAAGGAAGUCUAAUGAGUUGCUUCUCUUCAUGGAAAAGGAGCAUAUCAAGACACACCAUGUGUGCUUUUAGAUUUCUCCACCUGCGUCGCUUGUAAAUUUUGAUAUUAUUCUGUUAUAAAAAUAAAUGGACCAAUUUUGUAAUAAUAUAUAUUAAGAGCAUUAGAUAUGUUCUUGUAGUUGACCUACUGCACUGCUCUUCACUCUUCAAAGUUUCAAUGGACAUGCAAUGUUGCCAAUUAACAAUGCAAAGCUGAAAUAGUUUUGUGCUAUGUUUUUUAUAAAAGCUUUGGUCUGUUUUUUGUGAAUCAUUGCAAUUUGGUCUUUAAGGC